Molecule: messenger RNA, 2073 nt
Organism: Suncus etruscus (white-toothed pygmy shrew)
Lineage: Eukaryota; Metazoa; Chordata; Mammalia; Eulipotyphla; Soricidae
Gene: KARS1
Product: lysyl-tRNA synthetase 1
Exons: 14
Coding region: 26-1900 (624 amino acids)
Biological process (GO): diadenosine tetraphosphate biosynthetic process; basophil activation involved in immune response; lysyl-tRNA aminoacylation
Cellular component (GO): cytoplasm; mitochondrion; nucleus
Molecular function (GO): ATP binding; tRNA binding; lysine-tRNA ligase activity
Source: RefSeq, a predicted model, not a curated record
GUGAUUAGUUCCAGGGUUUUCUGCCAUGUUGACACAAGCUGCUCUCAGGCUUGUUAGGGGGUCCCUGCGCCAAACCGCCUGGGCACAGUGGGGGCAGAGGGAGCCACGAUUUUGUCAACUUGCCCCUUUCACGAGUCACAAGGACAAGACACUUUCUGAUAAAAGGAGUGAGCUGAAGAGACGUUUGAAAGCUGAGAAGAAAGUGGCAGAGAAGGAGGCCAGGCAGAAAGAGCUCAGUGAGAAACAACAGGUCCAGGCCACAGCUGCUGCCACCAACCAUACCACUGACAAUGGUGUGAGUGCCGAGGAGGAGACCUUGGACCCCAACCAAUACUACAAGAUCCGCAGCCAAGCAGUUCAGCAACUAAAGGUCAGCGGAGAAGACCCCUACCCACACAAGUUUCACGUGGAUGUUUCGCUUACUCAUUUUAUCAAUGAGUACAACCACCUGCAGCCUGGAGAUCACCUGACAGAUGUCACCUUGAAGGUAGCAGGUAGAAUCCAUGCCAAACGAGCAUCCGGGGGGAAGCUCAUCUUCUAUGACCUUCGAGGGGAAGGGGUCAAGUUGCAAGUCAUGGCCAAUUCCAGGAAUUAUAAAUCAGAGGAAGAAUUUGUUCGUAUCAAUAACAAGCUUCGUCGGGGAGACAUCAUCGGCGUGGAGGGGAAUCCUGGAAAAACCAAGAAGGGCGAGCUGAGCAUCAUCCCACACGAGAUCACCCUACUAUCUCCAUGCCUGCACAUGUUGCCACAUCUUCACUUUGGCCUCAAAGAUAAGGAAACCCGCUAUCGCCAGAGGUACUUGGAUCUCAUCCUGAAUGACUUCGUGAGGCAGAAGUUCAUCAUCCGUGCCAAGAUCAUCACAUAUAUACGAAGUUUCCUGGACGAAUUGGGCUUCCUUGAGAUUGAAACGCCCAUGAUGAACAUCAUCCCAGGAGGAGCUGUGGCCAGGCCUUUCAUCACCUAUCACAAUGAGCUGGACAUGAAUUUAUACAUGAGAAUUGCUCCAGAACUCUACCAUAAGAUGCUGGUGGUUGGUGGCAUUGACCGGGUUUAUGAAAUCGGACGUCAAUUCCGAAACGAAGGGAUCGACUUGACACACAAUCCUGAGUUCACCACCUGUGAAUUCUACAUGGCCUAUGCUGACUAUCACGACCUCAUGGAGAUCACAGAGAAGAUGGUUUCAGGGAUGGUGAAGCAUAUAACGGGCAGUUACAAGGUCAUCUACCAUCCAGAUGGCCCAGAGGGCCAAGCUUGUGAGAUUGACUUCACCCCACCCUUCCGGAGAAUCAGCAUGGUGGAGGAGUUGGAGAAGACCCUGGGCAUGAAGCUGCCUGAGACCAGGCUUUUUGACACUGAAGAGACACGCAAGAUUCUGGAUGACAUCUGUGUGGCAAAAGCUGUAGAGUGUCCUGCACCUCGAACCACAGCCAGGCUUCUUGAUAAGCUCGUGGGGGAGUUCCUGGAAGUGACAUGCAUCAACCCUACUUUCAUCUGUGACCACCCGCAGAUAAUGAGUCCUUUGGCCAAAUGGCAUCGUUCCAAAGAAGGCCUAACGGAGCGCUUUGAGCUAUUCGUCAUGAAGAAGGAGAUCUGCAAUGCCUACACAGAGCUGAACGACCCCAUGCGGCAACGGCAGCUCUUUGAAGAACAGGCUAAGGCCAAGGCCGCUGGUGAUGAUGAGGCCAUGUUCAUAGAUGAAAACUUCUGCACAGCCCUGGAGUACGGCCUGCCUCCCACUGCCGGCUGGGGCAUGGGCAUUGACCGUGUCACCAUGUUUCUCACGGACUCCAACAACAUCAAGGAAGUACUUCUGUUUCCUGCCAUGAAACCAGAAGACAAAAAGGAAAACGUGGCGACCUCUGAGACAGUGGAAAACACAGCAGCUGGCACUUCUGUCUAGAAAAUAAAAAUGAUAGGUUAUUUAACUCAGGCAUUGUUGCAUUUCUGCAAGAGAUCAAUCAAGGACUCCCAUGACAUUCUUGGGUGCCAUGUGCAGCUCAGUUUCUCCGGGGAGAAAAGAGGGAAUCAGGCUUUCUUUUGCCUCUUUGUUACCAAAUAAACCAUUUGUCUCUA